This is a messenger RNA of Larimichthys crocea (large yellow croaker), 1879 nucleotides long. It is a transcript of the gene fam113, whose product is annotated as family with sequence similarity 113. The transcript has 9 exons. Lineage: Eukaryota; Metazoa; Chordata; Actinopteri; Sciaenidae. The record is from RefSeq and is a predicted model, not a curated record. The coding region runs from base 295 to 1524 and encodes 409 amino acids.
CCCGAGAGCCAGUGAAGGCGUCACUAAAUUGAGGACACCUGCGGUCUGCGCGAGUAAUGGUGAAUCAGGGAUAAAGUUUUGAAAACUUUGAGCUUGUUCGAGUUGUUCAAUAACUUUGAAAGUAAAUCCACUGGGUGUUGGUGGGGCUACUCAGCACUGAGUCCGUCCCUAGGAGGAAAAACAUCCACGUUGUAAUGAUUUAAUUCCCAUUAAAGUUGCUCAACUUAACGUUAGCUCGCCAACAGCCAGUUAGCGUCAACCGACAAACAACCGACAUUUGCCUGAAUUCAAAAAAUGAAGGAGACGAUGAAGCGUGUGAGCCACCAGCAGGCCGUCCAGCUGCUCCAAAACAAAUUCAUUGUGGUCCUGGGAGACUCCAUUCAGAGGGGUGUGUACAAGGACCUUGUCCUGCUGCUGCAGAAGGAGAAAUAUCUCUCUUCAGCACAACUCAAAACAAAAGGUGAGAUGAGCUUUGAACAGGAUUGCCUGGUGGAAGGCGGUAGUCUAGAUAAGAUGCACAACGGGGUCGAGUACCGGGAGGUCCGGCAGUUUCAGUCCGACCACCACCUGGUCCGCUUCUACUUUGUGACGCGCAUCUACUCCCGCUACAUGCGUAGCAUCCUAGAGGACUUCCGUCAAGGCUUGAAACCGGACGUAGUCAUUGUCAAUUCCUGCGUUUGGGAUAUUUCAAGAUACUUGUCCAACUGGAUUGUUGACUACCAGGAGCGCCUAAAAAUGUUCUUUGAAGAGCUGCAUACGAUUCUCCCUGACAAAACCCUGAUCAUAUGGAACCUCACCAUGCCCUUAGGACAGAAGAUCAAAGGUGGUUUCCUGGUGCCUGAGAUUAAGCACAAGGUUUCCCAUCUGCGUCAGGAUGUGAUCGAAGCCAACUUUUACAGCGGGACUCUGGCAAACUCUUACGGGAUGGAUGUGUUAGACCUCCACUUCCAGUUCCGCUUCUCCCUGCAACACCGCACCACGGACGGAGUCCACUGGAACGCUCUCGCCCACCGCAAGAUAACCUCUCUGCUGUUACAGCACAGCGCUCAGGCCUGGGGUGUUAUCCUGCCCUGUCCAGUGGCUACUUUUGAGCAUCCUGAGGUUACUGAGCAGCAGUCAGUCCAUGAAAAAGCUAUCAAACCUUCAGUGUGCUACCAAUCAAUGGGAAAUUCCGGCGGCCACAAGGAGGACUUCUUCAGUGAUGCCCCCUCUGUUGGCUACUUGAGCUUUGAGAACAACCCACAGCCACAGUCAAAUCGCCGUAAAGCUGCUGGAGCUUACAAACCGGCCCCCCAACCACAAUUUCAUCUACCAGUUCACAGAACUCCUAAACGUAGACAGGAUAUAAAUGAUUUCGGCUUCAGGCCUCCCUACCACUUUCAGCCCUACUACAAGCCCUGCUACGUGCCUUACUACGGGCACCAUCAUCAGUACGUGAUGAGAAGCCGGCAGACCAGAAUCUACUACGCUCCAUACACCCAACAAAGACCCAGUCAUUAUGCCCAUCAUGGCCAUUACUACUGAGGCAGUGUGUUGUUAAAGAUUCAGACACAAUCAAACUCCGCUUACCGUGUUACCUACUUCCACGUCCGUUCUACGUCCUUUGUACUUAAUUGUUGUGUUGCAAACAAAACUAUUACAGGCUUCUAACCAGAAGGAAGCAUUACUCCCCAUAACUGUUUAGUUGACACUCAGACACACACAUUUGGCCCUUUUUUAUUAUUGUAAAUUGAUACUCUUUUAGUUGUCUGAAUGUCCAGUUUUGGAGUUGUUGUUGCUGUUGUUCUUUAGCACCAAAAAAUAUUUUAAAUCUUUUUUAAUUCUGCACUGCCCACAUGACGUGUGCUGUAUUCUAUUAAAGGUUAUGCUGAGAUUCCAA